Schizophyllum commune H4-8 is the source of this 1880-nucleotide messenger RNA. RefSeq lists its product as uncharacterized. The transcript is spliced from 3 exons. Bases 266 to 1711 code for a protein of 481 amino acids. The record is from RefSeq and is a predicted model, not a curated record. Lineage: Eukaryota; Fungi; Basidiomycota; Agaricomycetes; Agaricales; Schizophyllaceae.
CCGCUCAACGCCCUUCCGUCCAGGCCCAAGAGACCCUCUCAUGAGACGUCCAACCUCUGCCUGUGACCCGUCGUAGGCGCAUUGCCGGGCACCAGUGAGCCCAUCCGCGCCCAUCUUUAUCUUCCUCGGCGUGAUGGAUUGUGAUGAAGAUACGCGAACACGUUGAGGGGGCGUGUAGGCCGCCGCCUCCUCAUGUCCGGCCGCUUUCGUCACUGCACAAAAGGCUGUCCGCAGUCCUGACCCCUUGCCCCUCCCGCCUCCCGCCAUGAUCAUCUCGCCCGCGACGCCAUCCAUGGGUAUGCGCAUGAGUCCGUCCGCCUACGCGCCAUCGCCGGCGCCCACCUACAUCCGCCAGCUCGAUGGGGGCAACACACUACCUUUCCGUGCCCCGAGUGGAUCGGAGUUCCAGGUCGAGCGCCCCCAGCGACAUUCGCGUCGCUCAAUGGCGCCGCAGGAGCCCGUUCCACAAUUCGGGCAGGACGAUGGCGUUUUCCGGGAAGACAUCUCGGCGCUGCUCGCUGCGAAGUCGCGGCCUUUCAGUGUAUCUGGCCGUAUACCCAUCGAUCCCGUGCAGAUGCAGCUCUUUUUCCGGUCUGCAAGCGGGAUCACCCACUCCCUCGACUUCCCGAUCGACGUCGACUACGACUCUCCGCCCGCCCUUGACGUCCUCAUCGCCGCAUGUCGACCCCAUCAAACGUCCGAUCUCGAUGACUACACCGACUACGAAUCCCUCUUCUACCCUCCCAACCUCCCGCUCACCACCUCUCUCGAGAUCGCUAAUCACCCCAUCCUCGAGGCGCUCCGCACCACGCUCUUCCCCUCCCUCUCCGCCGGCCAGUACCUUACCGCCGUCCGCGACAAGCUCGAAGUGAUCGUGAGCCAGGGCCGCAUGGGCCUCCAGCCGUGCUCCCUGCGCAACGAUGGGCGCGUCGCCACGAUCGCGGUCACGCUCCCGGUGCGCUUCCGCGGCGGUGCGCUCAUCGUGCGCAGCGCGGACGGGACGGAGGAGCGCUACCACGGGCGCGGCGGGAAGAGCGGCGACCUCGAGUGGGUCGCGUUCCUGUCCGACUGCGAGUACCAGGUCGAGACCGUGGCGAAGGGCUGCCGCGUGUCGCUCACGUACGGCGUGUACCUCAAGACGUUUGGCCCGUCGGGGCCGGACCCGCUCAUCCACCCGAGCGACAAGUUCCUCGACCUGCUCGCGCCAGUGCUGAACGCGGCGCGCGGCCGCCAGAUCGCGGUCUACCUCUCGAACGACUACGACGUCAACCCGGCGCAGGCGCUGGCGGAGUCGCUCGUGCCAAAUCUCAAGGGCGGCGACUCGCUGCUCUACCACGCGCUCAAGCUCUACAAGCUCACCCCCGAGCUGCACUGGGCCGCGGGCUCCGUCAUCUGGCCCAUCGACCGCAGCGUCGAGAUCGCCGAGGAGGACCCCGCCAUGAAGUCCCGCAACCGCCAGACGUUCAACCCAAAUCGGACCCCGGCCCUCCGCGGCGCCUUCAGCGUCUACGGCGGCGAAGACGACACCGACUCCCUCCGCAUGCGCAUCGAGGAGAGCGGCGCGCUGCCCAUCGCCGAGUCCGACAUCAUGAUCCUCAGCGAGUGGGACUCGGUCCCGCCGGUCAUCGGCAGGCAGCGCGUGCCCGUCGUCUCGAACGGCGAGCUGCAGAUGCUCGUCGUGAACGUGCUGAUGGUCGCGUUCGUCCCCUGAAUGAAUGUAUGGCUGCAAGACUGCUUUUUCGCGAACCGUUCAUCUGUACUAAUAGCUAUAGCACUGUACACAUACAUACGCACGAGGCACCUACACUGGAGAUACGGGUUUCACCUUCAAUUUAUUCUGGAUUUUUAUGAACGACUGCUCAAGAUUUCUGAGCAUCCCG